CCGAGCUGAUAGCAGCCCCCAGGGCAAUAGAGUCUCUGCUCCUCCUGUGGAAAUUCAGGCAGCUCUAAAAAAUCAAUGUAAUGAGCUGGAACACAAACCUCCUCUCCCAGACCAGGGAGGUAAUGUGGCUUCUGACACUCAGAUGGGUUGGAUCAAGUUGAACUCUACUCCAAGUCCAACUUCACAGCACCAUGCCAACCAGGCACACAUUUGGAAGGGUUUCCCUCCAAAUGAGAACACAGCCAGACAGAGCCAGGGUGAUCUUGUUAAUCCUGACACCUCACAUAGCUUUCAGAUACAGCCAGGCUUCCCCCAACAGCAGGAGAGUCACAUGCAAAAUGGCUAUAAGCUUCCUGCACAGCCUAAUGCUGCCCCAGAGUGCCAUCCUCGAACACCUAAAGCACCCUCUGAUAUUCACACCCAGCCUAACAUACAGCUCAACAAUGUCCAGCCCCAACAGCAUGCAAAUGAGCAGUUUUUUGCCCCAGUGCAACAAGAGCAAUUAUGCAAAAAUGAUCAAAACCUAGGGCAUGUACUACCUCCUGACUUUGUGCAGCGGGGACUUUCACAGCCUCACCAGCAAUAUGAAGCCCACAAGCAACAAGCCAGCACCAUCAUGCAUCAUGAUGCACAGGGUCCCAAAAUGGCAUCACAGUUACAGAACCCCUCUCAGGGUCAGGUGAAUUCCCAAUUCCCAAACAGACACACAAUGGAAGCCUACACACAGGCAGAAAUAUCAUCUCCAACAUACAGGCAACCUAAAACGACAAGUAAAGUGCAGAAUGGAUCCAAUCCAUCUACGCAACUGACCCUCCCUUUUCCUGAUCAGCCUCGGCCCAACUCGCAGCCUUCACCUAAUGACAUGACGUCUGUGUUUUGCUUUGGAGGUGGAGCAGAGAUGCAAAAGCAGCCACAGAGACAGUACACUCCAUCUCUAAGUGCCCAACAUUCCCUGCAGCUUGUCAAACACAUGCUGCCCAGAAAUGUGGACUUUCAGCACUCACAAUAUGAACAAAUGCAACUUCAGCUACCAGAUGGUACCCACGGUAGACAGAUGCCAGCCCAGAUGUUUCCCAAAGCUGAAUCACGGGACUCCUGUUUCCAAUUCCAGAGAGGACCCCUUUCAAGCCCGGGUUCACAAGGGGACUUCCAGAGGCAUGCAGCCCUGCGAAUGCAUCUCCUACAAAAGAAGGAAAGGCCAUUCUGUCCCCAGAGCCCCGACAAGAUCAGACCUGACCUGCAGCUUGUUAAACGUGAGAAUGACCCAAGAUUUGAGGCCCCAAUCCUAAUGCCACCCCAUCAAAUCCAGCAUCAGGAUCGAGACCUGACUGGAAGCAUGCUAGCAACAGUAAAACAGGAACAGACAUCUUCAACCUGCACGCAUAGCCAGCAUAAGAGCAUCCUGGCCACCAUGGAGCAGCAGUUACAACAGUUCCAGCCUUCCCCUGUGUUUGAGAGGAGGUCUCUAGCCAUCAAGUCCCCCAAUAAAGUGAAGGUGGAGAUGGCUGGAGGCGUGGCAGUGAUUUCUACCAAUAUUGAAGGACGUAGUGAGGACCCGUGUAAACCUCCUGCUUCUACUCCCAAAAAAGAGCCAGGGCUGCAGUGUUUUCUGGAUUCACCCAUGAAAUUGCUGGAUACGCCCAUCAAAAACCUGCUGGAUACACCGCUUAAGGCUCAAUAUGAGAUUGCACCAUGUCAUUGUGUUGAGCAAAUCAGUGAAAAGGACGAAGGCCCAUAUUACACUCAUGUGGGAGCAGCUCCAAAUAUCAAGGGCAUCCGAGAAAUGAUGGAGAAGAGGUCUGGCCUGACUGGCAGUGCUAUUAGGAUUGAGAAAGUGGUGUAUACAGGCAAGGAGGGCAAGAGCACACAGGGUUGCCCCAUUGCUAAAUGGGUAAUACGUCGAGCCAAUGUGGAUGAGAAGCUCCUGGUGGUGGUACGAGAGCGGGCCGGUCACACUUGCGAAACAUCGUGCAUUGUGGUAGUAAUCAUGAUAUGGGAGGGAAUACCAACGAGCCUGGCUGACCGUCUCUACAUGGAACUUAGUGAGACACUGACGAAGCAUGGUGCCCUGACUAAUCGUAGAUGUGCACUCAAUGAAGAGAGGACAUGUGCAUGUCAGGGUCGAGACCCUGAUGCCUGCGGGGCUUCCUUCUCCUUUGGUUGCUCCUGGAGUAUGUAUUACAAUGGCUGCAAGUUUGCCAGGAGUAAAAUCCCAAGGAAAUUCAAACUGCUUGGUGAUGAUCCCAAAGAGGAAGAGAUGCUGGAGAAGAAUUUUCAGGCCCUUGCUACUUUGAUAGCUCCAGUGUAUAAGAAAAUGGCACCUGAGGCUUAUAACAACCAGGUGGACCAUGAACACAGAGCUCCAGACUGCCGCCUGGGCCUCAAAGAAGGCCGUCCAUUUUCCGGAGUCACAGCAUGUCUAGACUUCUGUGCCCAUGCCCACAGAGAUCUCCACAACAUGGCGGGAGGUAGUACUGUGGUCUGUACACUAACACGAGAGGACAAUCGUGAGAUCGGAAAGAUCCCUGACGAUGAGCAACUGCAUGUGCUACCAUUGUACAAGCCUUCAUCCACUGAUGAGUUUGGUAGUGCUGAGGCCCAGCUGGAAAAAACAAAGACUGGAGCCAUCCAGGUGCUAAGCACGUUCCGGCGGCAGGUCCGUAUGCUAGCAGAGCCAGCCAAGUCCUGCCGUCAGAGGAAACUAGAAGGCAAGAAAGGUGGAGCUAACAAAUCCGCUCACCCCAGCACACCCAACUCCAAGGCAGACAGCACCCAACAAGCAAAGCAACACAAACAAAGCUCUUGUGACAAUGUGGGCCAGAACACACCUGCAGCAGGUGCACAUCUGAAUCACAUGGGUGCAUCCCUUGUGCCUGGUCAGAACCCUCUAGCUGCCCAAAUCCAGCCUCAACAGCUGAACCAGCAGUCACAGCCCAGCACUCCUCUGCCUUUCUCCAGUCCAACAUCCUCUGCUAACUACCCAAGGUACCCAGGAUCCUUCCCUAGCCCUUCUAAACCCCCAAAUAUGCUUCCUCAGUCUCCCAGCUCAGCCAGCCCUUAUCAUUCUCCUUUACCAGUCCCCAAUUCCUACAUAAAUGGGUCAAAUUCACCAAGCCCUUACCCUGGGGUACUAACUCCCAACACCCUCUAUUCGGGUUACCAGUGUAAUGGGGGUAUUGCCAUGGACAAUUACCACCCUUACUAUUCCAAUCCAAAGCAUCUGGACAUGUACAGACAACAAAGACCAUCUCUGUACCCUGAUCAACAAUUCAACCCUCAGCAGCACUAUGGCAUGAAUUACCCUCCACGCUAUGGCGAGCCAGGCCUACCCGUCAAUGGAUAUGGCAACUGUAACAUGAGACCAAGCAUGAUGGGACACUAUCCAGGAUACAGCUCAAAUGGGGGACCCAGUGCCCAGUUUCUGGAUGCUAUCUCCAGACCUCCUUUAACUCACCCAAGCCUGGACUAUGCAGCUGCAAAUAAAUGUAGUCAGUUUGGUAGAUACCCUAAUCCCUACCUGGCCCAAAAUAACCAUUUGUUCCCCCAAAAUAUGGACCCCCUAAGUAUGCAAAAGCCAGAGAUGAGCCUCCCUGGGGCAAAUGGUUUCACUCAGGUGCUUCCUUCUGUAGGCAGGGAAGUCAUGAACCCCAGCCAACAUCCAGGUAUGAGUUUGCCUAAUGGAAACAUCCCACCCUCUAUGGUCAAGCAAGAGCCAGGAAUUGCAAUGCCUGUACCUCAAGAGGAGGAUGAUGUGUGGUCAGACAAUGAGCACAACUUUCUGGAUCCAGAGAUUGGUGGUGUAGCAGUCGCACCCAGCCAUGGCUCAAUUCUCAUCGAGUGUGCAAAGCGCGAGUUGCAUGCAACCACGCCACUCAAAAAGCCUGAUCGCACCCACCCUACUCGAAUCUCACUAGUCUUCUACCAGCACAAGAACCUGAACGAGGCGAAGCAUGGGUUAGCGUUAUGGGAGGCCAAGAUGGCAGAAAAAGCACGGGAGAAGGAGGAGGAUGCCGAGAAGCAUGGCACAGAUGGGACACCCAGCAAGAGUGGUGGCAAGAGGGUCAAGAAGGAACAUACAGAACCUUCUGAGCCUUCAGAGCCACCAUACAAGCGUUUUGUCCAGAUGCUCGCUGAAAGGUCAUUGUCCUUCACCACCAACACUUAUGUCAGCUCAGCUCCCUAUGCCUUUACUAAGGUCACUGGGCCUUAUAGCCACUUCCUAUAGGGAUCUGCUUAGGUUUACAUCAUCCUCAGACAGGGGAACAAAGUGUCGGAAUUGUGAAAUGGUGCUAAAAUAUUGCUUUUCAGACCUCAGUGCCACUGGCUGUAUUAACCUAGAGACCUACAGAAGCUGCUGUGAGGCAAGCAAAGACUCCACACUAGGGGGAAAAUGCAAAAUGUACA
Ictalurus furcatus (blue catfish) is the source of this 4404-nucleotide messenger RNA. RefSeq names its product tet methylcytosine dioxygenase 2 (gene tet2). Gene Ontology annotation, biological process: myeloid cell differentiation; oxidative demethylation; positive regulation of transcription by RNA polymerase II. The record is from RefSeq and is a predicted model, not a curated record. The transcript is spliced from 9 exons. Gene Ontology annotation, molecular function: DNA 5-methylcytosine dioxygenase activity. Bases 143 to 4225 code for a protein of 1360 amino acids. Lineage: Eukaryota; Metazoa; Chordata; Actinopteri; Siluriformes; Ictaluridae. Gene Ontology annotation, cellular component: nucleus.